AUGGUUUCUCUGAAUGAUCCCUCCUGUCUAUCACGUUUGUCUAUCCUCUUUCGAGAAACAGCAACGUAUUGCCAAAUUACACAGGAUGAAGUCUGGGUAAUAAUGACAAUAACAGUAGCAACAGUAGCAGUGGUAGCAACAAUAGUGGUAGUAAAAGAAACAUUGAUAAAAAUACUUCCAGACCACGAAAUAUGGGUGUUCGAGAUCUUGCUCGAAUAUGGUGUCCUUGUGCCACUCAAUGACAAGUUUCUUGUCUGUACACAUCCUGUAAAUAGCGUCCUGACUCCCCUGACAGCAUGUUACUCUCCUGGAUGUCUUCCGACCAAGACAUGUUACGCUCCCCUCUGUCCACACCGUCCACCCGGCCCGCUCUGUCUCUAUCCACUCCAGCUGACCUCUAUAAUAGACCCUCUGAUAGACUAUCCCGCACACCUCAAACGAGCAAAGUCUCUGCUGUCCAAUCCACAGCAGUUCAAACAACAGGCCGCCAUUGCUGAACUCGUAGCCUCAGAACAACACUACCUUGCCGACCUCCACAUUCUUCACCACACAUACGCCAAACCCAUUCUUGAAGGCCUGUCAGGUAUCGAAGAAAUGCGUCGCAAAAAGUUUCAUGACAUCACUUUUGGAAACCAUGUCCGGAUCGCCUCUCUACACCAGCACCUCUACACAGAUCUCACACGCCAAUGGGAUCCCGACCAGAAGCUCUUUUCGGGCUGUGUCGGAACAGUCCUCACAAAACACCUCGCCGGCCUCGUCGACCCUUAUGUCCUCUACGCAUCCUCUCAUGCCAAGGGUGCCUUUGUAAUCACGGCCGAGUUACACAAAAACAGUGCAUUUACGGCCUUUGUGUCCUGCCAGGACAAUCAUCCCAAAACCCGGCGACUUGGCCUACGCCACUACCUCACCCUGCCCACCCUGCGCAUGGGACGUCUGCGUCUCCUGGUCCAAGCCAUUCUCAAGCACACGACCCAGCCUGACCACAGACUCGCUCUCGAGGCCUCCCUGGCUGGCCUGCACAAGCUUCUGGAAACCCUUAACCAGGUCUCUGGAAAGGCUACCCAGCAGGCCCGCAUUCUCCAGCUCGCAUCGGCCCUAACCGUCCCUGCCGGAACCAAUGCUCGUACCCACUGCCUGCCCGACAACCCGACCCUGCUGCACGAAGGCCAGCUCCAGCUCGUAAAGUCAGUCCACUCCCUCGGCCCCAUCCAGGUCCACCUGUUUCUCUUUGCACACGGCGUGUUGGUCACCCGGCGGCAGGUAUCUCCAGAAGACGGCUACGAAGAAUUCACAUUGGUGGAUGCCAUACCGACCAAGAUGCUUCACGUCGGGCCGAUAUCCCUCUCUAGGAUUUCGUCGAUGCUCAAUACAAAGCCCAGAAGAACCGGUCUGUUUUCAUCCUUGCGUCGCAGGUCAGGCGAUGGCACCCUAUCACGAUGGUCACGUUUCCGCACAAGUCUCAAACGACAAAAAACAGCACCUGCUUCGCUUGUCAAUCACUACACUCACACUCAGACUCACACCCAAAGUCAUAGCAACGAUCACGAUCACGAUCAUCAAAAUCAAAAUCAAAAUCAGUCUGUAUCAGCAGCAAUACCCCAAAGUGAUUCUAGAGGAUUAUUUGGCAGGGCUCGUAGACUCACACUUUGUCAUCGAGCUUAUCCCGAGAACUCACUUCGGUUCAUGUGUUCGUCCGUCGACGAAUACAAAUUGUGGCAAGCACAACUUAGAUUGGCCUUGGUCGACCAGAACAAAGGACCGUUUGUCCUAAAGGGCCUGUGUGACCUACCGACCAGUUCCAAUCAACCGAUCAUUGUGAAUGGAGCAUCAAUGUUUCCCACAAGUUGUGGAAAAGUCUGGUGUACACUUGGUUUCCAAAUUACAGGUGAUUCUAAACCAAGAAUUGCUUUGGGUACGCAGCAUGGGCUCUGGACUGGGCCUUGCGAUGGAUCGGAGGAAUUCCAACUGGUGCUCAGUCACCACGACUGCCAACAGAUGGCCAUGCUCGACAAUCAGACCAUGAUUAUCCGAUCCCGGCGAGAAAACAAGGCGUUAUAUGCCUAUGAUGUUGAUAAACUUGCGAAUCCUAGAUUGAGAGACCAGGCUGGAUUGGUUGUCAAGCAGUCGUCGGUGCUGUGUUUCGGGAUCGGUCGCCAUGGCAGCCAGACUAUCCUCUGUUAUCUCAAGUACACUCGGAUGGGAAGAGUCGUGGCCGUAGUGCUGGUAAAGACAGCAUCGACCGACGCGGCAAUGUUACCGUCUUUUGGCUGGACCAAAAAGACAAAGGAGUACGGAGUUAGCAUCAAGGAUCCCUUGAGUGUAUUGGUAGACCGGGGCAGAUUGCUGAUUCGGUCUUUGACGGAGGGAGUUGAGUGCAUUGUUCUGGAUGGUAAAGAGAGCGAGAGGAUCAUACUGCCUCCAAAACAGACCAACUAUAGUGGCAGUAUCAGUAGUACAAAGCCGAGUCUGCGACUUGAGGAUCCUGCACUGAUGACGAUUGAAUAUAUUCCACUCGCUGCAAAUGGCCACGGGCUGAUCUGCAGUGGAUUGACAGCCUGGCCGGUAUUUUAUUCUCAUUCACAAAUGAAGACCCGACCCAUGACAGAUCGUCUUUCUGCCUUUCAUUUCGAGUCGCGGGCCACUGCGGUUGUGCUGGUCUAUCCAUACUUGGUCAUCUUUUCUCAUUUUGUGAUUGAAAUACGCCACCUACCAACUUGUGAAUUAGUACAGACUAUUGGUGGAAAUCAAAUCCGAUGUGUCUACAGCUCUCCGCUCCAAGCAACAGGUGAAGACGGAACGAUGCAUAUUACGAUGCUUCAUCCCGAUGACCGUGUUACCCGAGUUUACCAGCUCUCCUUAGCACCGCUUUGA
Messenger RNA from Phycomyces blakesleeanus NRRL 1555(-), 2871 nucleotides. RefSeq lists its product as hypothetical. The transcript has 4 exons. Gene Ontology annotation, molecular function: guanyl-nucleotide exchange factor activity. NCBI's taxonomy places the organism in Eukaryota, Fungi, Mucoromycota, Mucoromycetes, Mucorales, Phycomycetaceae. The coding region runs from base 1 to 2871 and encodes 956 amino acids. The record is from RefSeq and is a predicted model, not a curated record.